AACACUUCUUGCGCACGACCUGCAAUGCUUAUGUUACAAUCUGUUUCGGUCUGUUCAGGUUAUGGACUCCGGUGCACUCGACCACUCGUUAGUACCAAGGACAAGGAGGUGCACUCGCCACUCAGGGCACUCGGCUAACCGGAAAAACAUCUUUUUCUCCUGAAAUCUUGUACCGCCAACUUUCUACGUGACACAGAUAAUUAAAUAAUUCUGUUCAUCUGCUGUGACCGUGUGACCUGCGGCAUAAACCGAGGUCAGGGCCAAGCUACUGGCAAACAAAAAUGUGGCCAGCAAAUAUAAAACUCUCUGAGCAUGACGAGGUGCUCGUUGAAAUUGCACUUGCCGUCAGUUUGCUUGCCAUACAAAAUGCGCCGGAGGAUCCUCAGGAAUGGCUCAAGCAAAAUCCGAACUACGAAAAUGUAGUUAAAGAGUGUCGAGGAAAAUGGGUCUCCGUUGAACACCAGAAAAGUGUCAAGUCCGACAACCUUGACAGGAACGUGCAUAAGUGGCAUCGGAAAAACAAGGAAUUGAUUGAUUUGAUGAUUAACGCUGCCCUUUGCAAGCGCCAGGAAAGUCAGGAAGAUUGUGAAAUUGAGGGGAAAGCGCGCUUACUAUUCUUCGACAAAAUAUAUCCAGCAACCCAGACCACUAGUUCUAAGAAUGCUAAGCGCCAAAAGCACCUGAAGCAGAUUCUUUUUGUGGCAAAGAACACAAAGAAAGGGAAGGGCUUGCCAAGUAUGAACUACACAGAGCUUACUUGCAUCGACCAAACCACAAAUCUGCAAGUGACAUUUGUGAAGGAGCCCAGCAAUAUCCCACAAAGCGUGGUAAAUAAAGCAAAUCUGUCUGCUGAGGCCGCAGUACAUGAUGCUCAGAAAGGAAACUCUCUUUCAGCAUCCUUAAUCCAUAUGGCUGUGUCAAGUUUGAAGGAAGCCAAAACUAAUGCAGCCUACAAGGAGUUGACCAAAGAAGUGCGAAAUCUACAUCUAAGUAAGAUGUUUGAACAUCUUGAGAAAAAUGGUGGGCUUGUUAGUGAGGAGUCAGAGAUUGAAAGAUUCCUAUACUUAGUGGAAAGCAAAGAGAAGAUUAAGCAACGAGCCAAUGAGGAAAAUAUCAAAGAAUCACAUAUUUGGAUUCAAGAUUUCCAAUUCAAAUGUGUUCGUGUCAAGCUCGGACGAUGUUGUUUGUGUUCAACAACGAAAUUGUUGAGUGAUGUGUCAAACUUGACUCUGCAGGACUGGGAACUAGUUCAAAAGGAGGAAGAAUUAGUCGAAAGCGCCUUUUGCAAGAAAUGCAAAAAAAAUACUAACCUUCAGCUGCUAUAUGUCUUGAGUCACAACUACCUUCUCAUCGAACCAACAAGCAUGGAGUAUCCUAGGCCACCAAAAAAAUCCUUUAAAGAAGCUUUAGCCAUGUUCAAAGAUGAGGUCCAGAUUGGCGGUGUUGACUUCUUGUUCUGCACAGCUGUUUUGAACUUGAAGUUAGAAAACCCUGAAGAAAUCCGCACCAUAAUGGUAACAAAGAAAGACGGCCGUUUUCAUGUUACCUGUGCCUGCCAAGAUCCAGGAGAGUGGAGUGUUGGAGAAGAAUGCUACAGGCUUGGUUUAACAGACAAGAAAGUGUUUACCAAGCUGGUUUUAUACCUAAGAAAGGAGUAAAAGCACCAAAGGACUUAGGAAACUUUGCAUGAUGAUCAGAAUUUUGGACACCCACCCUGAACACACCAAAAAGGAGACGAUUUUUCUUCAUGGGCUUUAAAGAUUGGUUUCACACAAUCAUUUAGCUCCUGCAACUAUCUGUAAAGCCUUAACAGGAGCAUGCCAACAUUAAUUGAUGCUCUCAAAUACUUUCCAUUGCCUCACGUAUAAUCCGUACAGUCAUGUAAUAUAAGAUUUCUAAUGUAGUAAAUAUAAAACAGGAAAAAUAAUUUACUUGAGAUUUAUUAAAUAAAUGAAGAACUUUCAUGUGCACAACAGAGUGUCAUUUUUUCGACAGAAAAUAAAAUGAACAAUAAUGUCCAUUGAAAGUCAUCGCCUGAGUGCAUGAA
Molecule: messenger RNA, 2047 nt
Organism: Neocloeon triangulifer
Lineage: Eukaryota; Metazoa; Arthropoda; Insecta; Ephemeroptera; Baetidae
Exons: 10
Coding region: 282-1658 (458 amino acids)
Source: RefSeq, a predicted model, not a curated record